AUGGGGUAUGACGCGCCAGAUUGCCAAGCGCUGGGACGAUCCGGCGGCGGCGACGCGAAGCGCAUGACGUGCGUCUAUGCCAUGGGAUACGGGGACGACUCUACGACGGUGGGAGACUUCAUCAAGGAGAUGAUGACCUUCGCGGGCGGCGUCCAGAUUGCUACUCUCGGCUACAACGCCACGAGCUUCUCCUACUGUCUCCUUGACUUCUUGUCAAGCCCCGGCUCCCACUCCUCCACCCUCACCUUCGGUGCCGGCGCCGUGGAGAUGUCCCCGCCAGCGUCCUUCACCCCCAUGGUAUGGAACCCGAACAUGGGCACAUUCUACUACGUGCGGCUUAUCGGCGUCAGUGUGGGUGGCACGCGCAUGCCGGGUGUGACUGAGCGUGACCUCCAGCUAGACCCAUACACGGGUCACUGCGGCGUCAUCCUAGACUUUGGCAUCACCGUGACGCGGCUUGCCCUCCCAGUGUACAUCGUAAUCCUUGACGCCUUCCGCACCGCGGCAACCGAUCUCGGCCAGGGACGGUGA
This is a messenger RNA of Miscanthus lutarioriparius, 531 nucleotides long. Lineage: Eukaryota; Viridiplantae; Streptophyta; Magnoliopsida; Poales; Poaceae. The record is from the annotation of a GenBank genome assembly.